Messenger RNA from Hevea brasiliensis (rubber tree), 2239 nucleotides. Its product is annotated as scarecrow-like protein 9. NCBI's taxonomy places the organism in Eukaryota, Viridiplantae, Streptophyta, Magnoliopsida, Malpighiales, Euphorbiaceae. Gene Ontology annotation, cellular component: nucleus. Gene Ontology annotation, biological process: regulation of DNA-templated transcription. Gene Ontology annotation, molecular function: DNA-binding transcription factor activity; sequence-specific DNA binding. The record is from RefSeq and is a predicted model, not a curated record. Bases 283 to 2064 code for a protein of 593 amino acids. The transcript has a single exon.
ACAUGCAGUCGACAGUAGUGUACAACUGAAAGUGACAGAAUUAAUGAAUAUUAUUGAAGAGAAAACAGGGUUAUUAUGUGCUCUUAAGCAUGCAUGGGCUCAGCUCUCUAUCUUUCUAUUAGAUGCAUUCUUGUUCACUUGCUUUUCAGUCUUCACAAACAUCCAAAUUACCAAGCUUUUCAGUUCUUGCUGAUCAUGAUCAUCUCAUUUGUUUACUUCAUAUAGACCUUAAUUUCCUAGCCAUCAUCCAAACUACAUACUCGCCACUCCUGAAAUCCCUCGAUGAACUCAAUCGUUCAAGAUCCUUCAGCUGAUGCUAUUCUGAGGUACAUCAACCGCACUCUUUUGGAGGAAGAGUUGGAGGAGGAAAGCUGCUGCAAUUUACAACCCUCCACUCUUCAUGCUGCUGAAAAAUCCUUCCAUGAUAUUCUUGGUCAGAAAUGUCUCCCCUCCAGCAAUAUUUAUUAUGCACCUCCGUAUCAAAAUCAAGAUCUAGAGAACCAGCUUACUACUUGCAUGUUUGCUGCGAAUUCUAGCUGGAUGAUUCGCGAUGUUCAUGAGCAUGAAUCCAACAGUAUAAUUGCUACGCCUUUGCCACUCGGUUUGCAGUCCUAUUCAUCCGCUUCUUUUCCUCCUCCAGGAAUCAUUUCUGCAACUGAGGAAUUGCAGUCCAUUAUAGGAUGGAGAGUGGAAACUGGGGAAUUCCAUCGGUAUGGAAAAGAAAUGAUUCUUGAUUUUGCAAACAAUAGAGUGACUACUGUGGUGGCGGCUAAGACAACCAAAGGUAAAAGGGACAUUGAUGAUUAUGAGUAUGAUUUCUUUAACCCUAAUAUAGCUUCUGAAAAUCCACCAACCAGCGGGAUAUUGCAUCAGAAGGGACAAUCAAGAGGAUCUAAUGGUGAAAUGACUGGCGGGGUUAAAACCCGAAAAUUGGUUGAUCUCAGCACUCUUUUGAUUCAUUGUGCAGAAGCUGUAGCAGGUAACGAUCACAAAACUGCGUUUGAACUACUAAUGCAGAUUAGGAAGCAUUCUACCCCUUGUGGUGAUGGAUCCCAGAGGCUUGCCCAUUGCUUUGCUAAUGCUCUUAAGGCACGAAUGGUUGGAAGUAUGAGCGAGGCAUUUGCUGCGACUAAGGUUCCAGCUACUUGCAUGUUAGAUGCUUGGAAGCUCCUUUUCUCAGCUUCCCCUUUCUUGAAUAUAUCGAAUUUCUUCGCAUUCCAUACCAUUAUGGAAGUUGCAGAGAAAGCAGAUAGGCUCCACAUCAUACACUUUGGUGUUGUAUAUGGUUUCCUAUGGUCCUUCCUAAUCCAGCAUCUCUCAACAAGACCUGGAGGGCCUCCUGUUCUUCGUGUUACAAGAAUAGAAAUCCCUGAACCUGUUUUUGAUUCAUCACCAAAGCUUGAGGAAACAGGAAGUUACUUAGCGAGUUUUUGUGAGAGACUUAAUGUCCCGUUUGAGUAUACUGCGGUAUCGAAAAAAUGGGAAUUUAUCCGAUUUGAGGAUUUCAAGAUUGACAGAGACGAAAUGACCAUAGUCACGUGUUUAUAUCGGUCCAGGAACCUGCUUGAUGAGACAACAGAUCACAUGGACAUCAACUGCCAGAGGAAUGACAUUCUUAGCUUGAUAAGGAGGAUGAAUCCAAGUGUCUUCAUUCAUGGGAUAGUUAACGGGGGCUAUAAUGCUCCCUUCUUCACCACAAGAUUUCGAGAGGCACUUUUCUAUUUCUCAUCGCUGUUUGAUAUGCUUGAAGCCAAUGUAUCCCACAAUGUUCCGGAGAGGAUGGUCCUUGAGCAAGAGAUAUACGCGAAGCGGAUCUUCAAUGUGAUAGCUUGUGAAGGAUCAGAGAGGCUUGAAAGGCCGGAGACAUACAAGCAAUGGCAUCUUAGGAAUUUGAGGGCCGGGCUGAGGCAGCUCCCAUUGAACCAGGACAUCAUGCAAAAUAUGAAGGAACAAGUGAAGUUACAUUACCAUAAGGACUUUUUGAUGGAUGAAGAUGGAGACUGGAUGGUUCAGGGAUGGAAAGGACGAAUCCUGUUUGCUCUCUCUUGUUGGAAAUCUGCCUAGCAAUUUCCAAAGAGAAUUAAUGCAAAUUUUGGAUUUUAAUUCAUUCUGUUAAGGACUAGUUGCAUUUUGGUCAAAUUCCUUCUUUGAGUUGUACUUUGCUAGCUCUUGCAAUUUCGCACUCACAAAUUUGCACUUUAUGGCACCUAGCUAAAUAACAAUUCUCAUAUGUUAUCAU